Molecule: messenger RNA, 2621 nt
Organism: Megalops cyprinoides (Indo-Pacific tarpon)
Lineage: Eukaryota; Metazoa; Chordata; Actinopteri; Elopiformes; Megalopidae
Exons: 3
Coding region: 204-593 (129 amino acids)
Source: RefSeq, a predicted model, not a curated record
ACUUCCUGUUGCAUUAAGUCAGAAAAAUAUAGCAAGCUAGCUAGUUAGCUAACUGCUAAGUCGUGAAAUAGAAUUAUUCGACCAGUACGAUUAUUGUGUCAUUGACUGUUGUGGUGCCUUCAUCGAAAAUUUAGAUUCUGCAAAGCGAACGAUCGUAGGCAAGAGUGCCGCUGUAGCUAACUUGCUAGCUAAUUGCUACAGCAAUGAAGGGACCCAGCACAGAGGCAGAGGAGGUGGGGGAGGGAAGUUCAUCACCUGACAGCAGCAACAAUGAAGAGGUUCCUCCAUAUCUGCGUGAAGAACCACCAGAAGACCUUGAGAAGGACCACCCCAAGGCGGAGGCAGGCGUCAUCUGGAGGGUGACAGGCGGCCUCUUCAACAUCACAAAGGGCGCUGUGGGCGCCACCCUGGGGGGCGUGGCCUGGGUGGGCAGCAAGAGCUUCGAGCUGACAAAGACGGCGGUGACAACCGUCCCUGCAGCUGGCGUGGGCCUGGUCAAGGGAAGCGUCUCCGUGGUUACAGGAGGCGUGGGAGCAGUGGGGUCAGCGGUGGCCAGCAAAGUCACACCAAAGAAAAAGGACAAAUGUGAUUAGUCCCAUGGUUGCUUUACGUGUCUAUAUUCGUUACAUUGGGAAUGUCUGUCUGGUCACUAACGGGGAAUUUCUGAGGUGAGGUACACUUUGACACAGGAAGUGAUGGUGGGGGGUGGGCGGCGGAGGAUGAAGCACAUGAUUUACAAAUGAAUCCUUGAAAGCUUAAGUGAUAUCAUCCACAGUCAUUGGCUGCAGAAUGGGAUUUACCAAUCAUUACAUGGACACAGGGGAAAAAAUAGCAAACCAACCUUUAUCCUUGAACCAAACUGAAAUGUAAAACCCUUUGGCAGAAUAGCAGCUGAAUCACCAUUCAUAUGUUAUAGAAGACCAGCUUUGUGAAUGCUGCAUAUACCUCCCUUAAGACGUGCUAAUAUGUUAUUCCCUAUUCUUGAGACAUUGAUCAUGACUGCAUACAAAAAAGCAGAUGAUAAAGAACAUUUCAUUCAGAUAUUAUAUUUUGUUUUACUGAAUAAGCAUCCUUUUGUUAAGCUUUUAGAGAAGAGAGAAAUUGGUUGGUUUGACCAUAGUUUCAAUGAAGUUUGACUCAUUCUCAUUCUCUCCUAUGAUAAAUGAGUCAAAAGUUUGACUCAUUUACCACAGGUAUAUAUGAUUUAUUCUGUAUGAUAUAUGAACCUCAAAAUCAUGUUUUGUUACACCUAUUCUUCAACACACCAUCUGAGCUCAUGUGACCUGUUAUUUGUUGUUCGCAGGUCACAGUUUUGAUGUGAAGUAGGCCCUAUUUGGAACAAAUUCCAACAUGAUGAUAUCUUUUUAAAAUGCUUGAGUUCUCCUGUGUGUGCAAAGAAUAGUGUUCUCAGAAGAAAACAGUAGAAACUCGGAAAACGGGGAAAUUUACACUCACUUUGGUCUGAUGAAUAAAAUGUGUCCAUCUGAUAUCUACAGUUAAAUACAAGCUUCUAGUUUUCACAGAUGAACUGACUCCAAGAAGUAUUUCUCUUGAGUGAAGUAUACUCUGGUCCAGGUGAAAUCAAUGGGCCAUUGUCUCAAAAUCAGCACUUGAAAUGCAGUUCCAUAGUAUUACCAAAAUGAUGUACUGACGUAUCUACAAGUGGCGGUACUUCAGAAACAGGGCAGUCUUUUCUCACAGGCACCCCUCCAGAAGGAACAUUCACAAAACACCUUUCAAAAUGAGUGGGAUUGAUGCAGAAGGCCCAAAGUUUAAGAAUGAAUUGAAUUUUGGAUUAGAAUUGCUCUGCUUAGGGACACAAUUAACAGCAACAUUUGCUGGGAGUUUGGUGUUUGGUGUUCAACUCUAACGUUAUCGUGGACCUUCUGUAAAGUGAAUCUAGCAAGUAUUAAAGGAGAGGCUUUUGGGUCACUGAAGAGAAAAAAAGCUAAAGCUUCUAGCAGACACUAUAAUGUACACAGUCUGCCAUCAGAUGCCCUGCAUAUAUUGAACACAGCAUCAUUUCAGUGUUGGGUCAGCAAACGGAUUGGGUUGCGAAUGUUUACGUCAUGCCCUUGCGUUGAUCUCGCAGCAUUGUGUAUCUUAAUGUGCCUAUGUGGAAUUGGUAGAUACUGACAGAUGCUGCAUUUUUACAGAAACUGCGAGUUUUAAAGUAAACUCACCAGCUUGCGUCAUGGAUUCUAUUCCCUUUCAUUUUCUAUUCCAGUAGAUUACAUACACAGACUCAUUUAAAAAAAUCAUGCAUUCAUUUCCAUUGUUACGGUAUACCCUGUUAUACUGAUCAUGCUUGCCAAUGCCAUUCCUCUUUGUUUUUGAAGAACAGGAACAUUGAUUUCCAUUCAGUAUACAGUGCAGAAGUGUGCAUUUAAAAGACGUUGCUGUGAGUUCACUCCCAUUAGGAGUUUUAAAUAAAGUCCCUCGCUUGGCAUUGUAGUUGUGUAUGCUGCCGCAUUGCAUGUUUCAGGCUGUAGUUUCCAGUACACAGUAUGGUAUAAUUCUGUUUCAUUAUUUUUUGGCUUUCUCUUUUUUUUUUACCCUUUUCUUCUGCAAUGUAGAUUCUGGUAGGUAUUACAUGUAUCAGAGGCUCUGUUACUGUAAAU